This is a messenger RNA of Dermacentor andersoni, 2341 nucleotides long. RefSeq lists its product as uncharacterized. Gene Ontology annotation, biological process: positive regulation of transcription by RNA polymerase II. Lineage: Eukaryota; Metazoa; Arthropoda; Arachnida; Ixodida; Ixodidae. The record is from RefSeq and is a predicted model, not a curated record. Gene Ontology annotation, cellular component: nucleus.
AUGUACAAAUUUCAGUAAUUAAGAUUUCAGAGCACUAGUCUCAGUCUUUACUUAACAACCCUCAUAUUGUUUCUUUUCAUGGCUUUGACGGGCAUUUUUAAAGAAACCUCUGAAUUGUUCUACACGGAUUCUGGUUACACAAGCCUGAGAGCCGCCAUGUUUCUGUAAAUAUAGGGAAUAAAGCAGUCUUACAAUCACAGGCUCAGAAACAUGUGCAAAUGCUUUUUUUUUAUGAAUGCAUGUUUGCUCUUUGAAUUUCUUUGAAUUACAUUCUCAAUGGGCUGUUUUAUCACUGAAUAUUCACAUUGUGUUGUCGAUGUCCUGCAUAUUCAUUGUAACAAGUUGUGAUAUUUUUAUAAAUGCCAAGGUUUGAUGCAAGAACAUUGCAAAAUUGGCAUAGAUAUCAGUAAAAUAUUUCCAGUGUAAGUGAACUAUCUAGCUUUAGUAUGGCAAGUGUUUUUGAGUUACAGUGAAUAUAAAUAUUAUUGUGAGCUACUUGAUGCUUACUCCUUGUUGCUUCCUGCUUUGCUUUUUGCAUGUCAUUUCUCUCUCUUUAUCAUACCUGUGCUUUUUGGAAAUGAUGCAGUGAAUGUUUUGGAAUCAACGGGCCACCAGGUUUUAAAGCGAAGUGAUCACUUUAUGCACAUGUGAUUUUCUGUGACCCAUUGAAGCAGUUGCUGCCACAAGGUGCCUAGGAAAGAUGGUGCUCUGACGUUUGCUUUCUUGCUUUUAGGUGAUCUAUGCACUGAGUGCAGCAAGUGUUCCCUUCUCAUGCCUGAAAGAAUACCGUUCCAAUACCAAUAGGAUUCCUAUGGGCAUAGGAAUCCUGGUUUUUGUACCCUCUCCCUCAGCAUUAUGUUAUUGCUAGAGCACUGCCAUGUUUCACUGUGUGUGGAUUGUGGCACUUUCAAAUCUCCAGCUUGUGAAUCGUUUGUGUAAAGAGUUCUGAUAUUGUAGUGGUUGCAAACCAGAUCUUCAAGGUGAUAUUUAUGGUUUGUUGUAUGGUUGAUGCAGUCAAGGCUGAAUGUGAACUCACUGUGGACGUGAACGACGAAUAUCAUGGCCUGUGCGAGAUUGACUGCAUGGAAGUUGAGCUUUCUGACUGCUCCGGGAAUGUAAAAGUGGAGCCAGGACCUGAGACUCAGCUUGCAAACCAUGCUCACCUCAAGUCUGAGCCUUCUGAGACUGACUAUUCUGAGACGGCUAGUUCUCGGGACACAGUAGCUGCUAACACUGAAUGGUUCAGGAACGAGGGAAGCGAUCUUGAUACGAGCACAGAGGAGGACAGUCCCGUCAAGCCCGCUGCCAUGCCACCUCCACCGGCUAAGCGUGGCACGAAACGCGGCAGAAAGGUCACAAGGUUCAGCUGCACCCUGUGUCACUUUGUCACAAAACGGAAAGCAGGAAUGGUGCUUCACUUGAAGAAGCACAAGCGGGCUGCAUCUUUGCCACAAGCUGCACCAAGCCAGACAGAGGAAAGAAACGAGAGUGGGAAUGAUUCCAGUGAAGAUGAAAUGGCAAGCAAAGAUGUGGAUGCCAGUCCAAAUGCUACAGCCACUCCAGAGAAGAAUUUAGAGAAAAGCAAUGGCCAACGUGACCUGAGUGAAAACAGAACAACUGUGGACUCUGAAACAUCGAAGGAAACUGCACCAUUCCAAAGCCAGAAAGGAGACUGGAGUGAUGAAGACACUGGCUCAUUAACAUCUGCCUGUGGCAGCAAUGAAUCCCUGCACAGAGACGAGGAUAGGAAGUCGCCUCAAUCUGCACGACACAGUUACAAGUCGCGUGGGGAUCUAUGCACUGUCACUAUCAAAGAGCCGCUUCUGCUGAGAUGCCACGUGUGCCCAUUUACAACCAAGUACCAGGCAACGCUGUUUCUCCACAUCAAAGCACAUGCAAACAAUAAGGAGAAAACGCUUUUGAGUUGCCAGUUCUGCUCCUACACAACCAGAUUCAAGAAUGACCUGGUUAGCCACGCCAGGUCACACACGAGCAAAAGGCCAUCUACUGUGGGCACACGUGCAUAUGGCGAUAAGGGCAAUAUUGUUGCUCAUGUGCGUAUACGCGCUGCUGAUAUACCGUUAAAGUGCGAUAUCUGUCCACGUGAAUUCAAGCAGAAGCCACUGCUGAGGCAGCAUAUGCACAGCAAGCACGCUGGUUCUGAGAAAGUACAAACCCCCUGAACUCUGCAAUUUCAUACUAUUUCAUGUUUCUUUUAUAAUGCUAAUAGUCAGUUUGUCUUACUGUGCUCAUAUUGUGCUUCAUUAUGUGUAUAUGCUCCAUUACAUAUUGACACAAAGAUGUGGGGCUCCCGCACCGCAGAACGGCGCGCGCAAAGGUC